GGGAGAGGGGCUCCCGGAGAGCCGCAUCCAUUGGCAGCUUUUGUGAUUGAUCCGGAGGUGUUCGCCGCCAACCCUUGGCUUUUCCAGGCCGGCUCCGCGCGACCCCUCGGAGCGCCCGCCGCUGCCCGGUCCCCCCGCGCUGACAGGUGCUCCCAGCCACUCGCUGGUGACUUCUCGGCGCUGCUCCCCCGGCUCCCCCGCGUCCCCACCUCCCCCCUCUUCUCCUCCCUCGCCUUCGCCCCCACCCCCACCACUUCGGCACAGCUCAGGAUUUGUUUAAACCUUGGGAAACUGGUUCAGGUCCAGGUUUUGCUUUGAUCCUUUUGAAAAAAAAAAAAAAAAAAAAAAAAGAACUGGAGACACAGAAGAGGGCUCUAGGAAAAAGUUUUGGAUGGGAUUAUGUGGAAACUACCCUGCGAUUCUCUGCUGCCAGAGCAGGCUCGGAGCGUGCACCCCGGCGCAGCCUUCCCCUGGCGGCGGUGAGACAGACUCUGGAGUCGCUGCUGCUUCCCAAGUGCCCGCCGGGAGUGAGGUCUCGCCCCAGUCAGCCCAAUGCUCCUCUUCGGGCUUCUCCUGCUGACAUCCGCCCUGGCCGGCCAGCCCGGGGCGCAGGCGGAGUCCAACCUGAGUAGCAAACUCCAGUUGUCCAGCACCAAGGAGCAGAACGGAGUACAAGCUCCCCAGCAUGAGAGAAUUAUUACUGUGUCUGCUAAUGGAAGUAUUCACAGCCCAAAGUUUCCUCACACUUAUCCAAGAAAUAUGGUCUUGGUAUGGAGAUUAGUAGCAGCAGAAGAAAAUGUAUGGAUACAACUUACAUUUGAUGAAAGAUUUGGGCUUGAAGAACCAGAAGAUGACAUAUGCAAGUAUGAUUUUGUAGAAGUUGAGGACCCCAGUGACGGAACUAUAUUAGGGCGCUGGUGUGGUUCUGGGACUGUGCCAGGAAAACAGAAUUCUAAAGGAAAUCAAAUCAGGAUACGAUUUGUAUCUGAUGAAUAUUUUCCUUCUGAACCGGGGUUCUGCAUCCACUACAACAUUGUCAUGCCCCAAGUCACAGAAGCUGUGAGCCCCUCAGUGCUGCCCCCUUCAGCUUUGCCGCUGGACCAGCUUAAUAACGCGGUCACUGCCUUCAGCACCUUGGAAGACCUUAUUCGCUAUCUCGAACCAGACAGAUGGCAGUUGGACUUAGAAGAUCUGUAUAGGCCAGGUUGGCAACUUCUUGGCAAGGCUUUUGUUUUUGGAAGAAAAUCCAGAGUGAUGGAUCUGAACCUUCUAAAAGAGGAGGUAAGGUUGUACAGCUGCACACCUCGUAACUUCUCAGUGUCCAUAAGGGAAGAACUAAAGAGAACCGAUACUAUUUUCUGGCCAGGUUGUCUCCUGGUUAAGCGCUGUGGUGGAAACUGUGCCUGUUGUGUCCACAGUUGCAGUGAAUGUCAAUGUGUCCCAAGCAAAGUUACUAAAAAAUACCAUGAGGUCCUUCAGUUGAGACCAAAGCCUGGUGUCAGGGGAUUGCAUAAAUCUCUCACCGACGUGGCCCUGGAGCACCACGAGGAGUGUGACUGUGUGUGCAGGGGGAGCACCGGAGGAUAACGCAUCGCCACACGCCGCCUUGGCCCGGCAGCGCCGCGCAGCGCAGAGGCUGGCUCUGUGAGAGAACUGAUGCGUUACCGCCAUCCAUAAUCUCAGUUGUUUGCUUCAGGGACCUUUCAUCCUUCAGGAUUUACAGUGUGUUCUGAAAGAGGAGACUCCAACCGGAAUGAGGAGUUGUGCAACAGCUCUCUUGAGAGGAGGCCCCCAUGACAGGGAAAAGGUCUCCGGGUGUGGAAAAAAAAUAUAUUAAAUGUUGUAGAUCACUAGCUAGUUAGAGUGACCCUGCACUUACUCGGCUGGCUGUGUUCUAUGUGUCAGUUGUCUUGAUAUGACUUUAGUUAAUGUCAGUACAGGAAGGAAAUGAGUGCAGAUGGGCACCUGAUUCUAUUGCCUUGCUUAUUAACUCUCAAGCUUCAUAGUCUGGGCCUAAAAAAGAAUCACAGAAAUCUGGAAUUUUCCCCUUAUGGUCACAUGUAUAAACCAGAGUGUUUGAUGGCCUACAAACUUGGUUUUGGAAAAAAAAAAAAAAAAGAACUAUGUUGUUAUAAAUUAAACUUAUGUUCUGUUGAUAAGAAAGACUGGAUUUUCCAUAUUUCUUAUAAAGUAUUUCUAUCAUUUAGAGGACACGAACUACAUUUCAUGGUUUGGAAGAGACAAACCUGAAAAGAAGAGUGGCCUUACCUUCACUUUAUCUAUAAGUUGGUUUAUUUGUUUUAUUGUGUACAUUUUUUAUAUUCUCCUUUUGACAUUAUAACGGUUUGCUUUUCUAAUCUUGUUAAAUAUAUCUAUUUUUACCAAAGGUAUUUAAUAUUCCUUUUUUUAUGACAACCUAGAUCAACUAUUUUUAGCUUGGUAAAUUUUUCUAAACAGAAUUGCUAUAGCCAGAGGAACAAAGAUGAUAUGAAAUAUUGUUGCUCUGACAAAAAUACAUGUAUUUCACUCUUAUAUGGUGCUAGAGCUUAGAUUAAUUUGCAUUUUUUAGAUUAUUGAAAUGGGAAAUAAAUAGAAUUUGGUACGUUUUGAACACUUUUCAAAAUAAGUAAGUUAUCAUAUCCUCCACUUCUGUUAUUGGAGAUGCAAAUAGAAAGUGACAUAGGGACAUAGGGAAAUAAACAUCUGGAUCCAUCAUUACUCACCCCGAACCCUUAUUGUCAGAACCGAGAGCCUAGCUCAGAAGAACACAAAGCACCUUGAAAAGAAGAGACUCAACGGCUUCCUGAAAAGCAUGCUCUGCUGUCCUGUAGGAACACAUCCUAUUUAUUGCUAUGUUCUGGUUUUAUUCUCUUGAAACUCUGUUCCACACACUUGUAUAAAUACAUGGCUAUUUUAAUGUACAGAAGUAUAUCCUUUAACCAAUUCACAUAUUGUACUCUUUGGCAAUUGAAAAGGAAAUCAGUAAAAUACCUGGCUUGUAAAUGCUUAAUAUUGUGCCUAGGUUAUGUGGUGGCUAUUUGAAUUAAAAAAUGUAUUGAAUCACCAAAUAAAAGAAUGUGGCUAUUUUGGGGAGAAA
This is a messenger RNA of Pipistrellus kuhlii (Kuhl's pipistrelle), 3097 nucleotides long. It is a transcript of the gene PDGFC, whose product is annotated as platelet derived growth factor C. Gene Ontology annotation, cellular component: membrane. The coding region runs from base 553 to 1587 and encodes 344 amino acids. The record is from RefSeq and is a predicted model, not a curated record. Gene Ontology annotation, biological process: positive regulation of phosphatidylinositol 3-kinase/protein kinase B signal transduction; positive regulation of MAP kinase activity; platelet-derived growth factor receptor signaling pathway. Lineage: Eukaryota; Metazoa; Chordata; Mammalia; Chiroptera; Vespertilionidae. Gene Ontology annotation, molecular function: platelet-derived growth factor receptor binding; growth factor activity. The transcript is spliced from 6 exons.